AUGUCUACCUCAGCUGCCUCAACCGAAAUCCUGUCCAUCCUGAGACACGUUACAGCCAACAAACAGGACAAGGCUGCCGCACGACUGGCCACGAUUGACCGCCAUGUGCGCGAUGCGGAGGCUGCUAUCUCGCCACGGUCAGGCGUAGCCGACAGCAGCAGUCUGGAGGCUGAUGUGCGCAUGCUACUGACUACGGUACGCAAAGCGUUUGCCGGCUCCCUGAAUGUACAAGUCAACGGCCGGGGAGCAGUUGGCGGCACGAGCACAACGACAUACCGGGGAACAAGAAGCGGUUGGGAGGAAAGAACUAUGAGGUUGGAAGAUCGACUGGAUGCCAUUGAGCGCAUGUUGUGGGAAGCCAAAUAUUCCUCAGGAUUCUCCAACUCGGCAACGCUGGCGUGGCGCGACGAGUUGCUGAGCUAUCUUUACCAAGGCCAGCGCCGCAUGGUAUACACAACGCUCUUCGGCCACUUGACCAACGAAUGGGCCGAAUUUCGGUUCGGCGAGCUGUCCAAGGCAAAGUUGACUCCGAAUCAAAAAACCUUGAAAGCCUCUGAAGAUGAUAAGGCUUCUCCCGUCAUCGUGGGUCGCAAGGAAAUGCAUGAGCAGCGCGAAACCUGGGAGCGCCAUGUCACAAACGAGCGCCGUACAGACACGAAUAGGAUUGUUGAGUUUCUGGACCAACUGUUUCACUCUGGCCCGCAAUAUGAGGACCCCUCGGGUGAAGAGCCAACGGAUUUGCGCGCAGUCCUCUUACGCAAGAUACGCAGCAGCAUCUCGACAGCCUGCAAACGGGAGAUAUUGGUGACAAAAGAGGUGGUUACCGACGCUAUCCGCGGCGUCCUCAGCUCCGACCAGCUGACAAGCGAGAAGCGUCGUGCUCUGCUAGACAUCAGCAACAAGGACAACGUCCUGUCUGAAAUUGCCGAUAUCCUCAGCAUUGAUACACACCUGGACUCGAUCCGCCGCUGGUCCUGGGGCGACAACCCCAUCACGGUGCAGAUGCGCAAGGCCAUCAAUGGCAAAUAUCGUGUAUAUCUAGAUCUGGACCUUUUAGAUGCUAUCCUCAUCCAAUGCAUCGGCCAAUCCAUCUCGGUAAAUAUCAGGGAUGCCUUGGCCUCGGCGUGGUACCCUGAUGUAUGCCAUGUGUGGCAGCAGGGUCCAGACGAAGCCCGAACGGCAGCGAUGCAGGCGCAGAUAAAAGACUUUACACUCCGAAAGACCAGAGAUUCUGUCCACUACUUGCGCCGAAGCAUAUAUCAACGCAUAUUCUACACUGUCGGGUUGCCAGCGCAUUCGGGGGAUGCAGAUGACGCCUACGACGACUCUGGCUCCGCUGGCGAUGGACCGAAACUUACCGACUUGGAGAACGGGUCCGCGAGCAAAUUUUCGCUGAGGACGGACAUUCUACGCAUCUGCUCUGCCGAGAUGGCCGUGCAAAAGCUCGUCCACGGCCAGUUUUGUAUUCUACAAAGCGAUUUCGAGUGGUUCGGCCCAUCCUUGCCGCACUCGACGCUCAUCGCCAUCAUGAAGUACUUCCGCUUCCCCAGUGAGCUGGUGCAUCUUGUCGAACAGUUUCUACGCAUGAGCAUGAAAUUUGAAGAGGACGGCAAGGAUGGUCCUGUGCUGACGCGCAAAACUGGUAUCCCGGUGUCGUUCCAGCUUACCGAAGGCAUAUCAGAGCUGCUACUAUUUACGCUAGACUUUGCCGUCAAUCAGCAGACUGGCGGCUCAUAUCUGUACCGCAACCACGACGACCUUUGGUUCUGGGGCCAGCCAGAAAAGUGUUCAGUCGCCUGGCAAACGAUUCGUGACUUUACAGACGUCAUGGGCCUGCAGCUCAACAAGGAGAAAACGGCCUCUGCACACUCCGUGGACGAGGCAAACCCCCGAUACGCCCCCGUCGACCAGGCCAUUCUCAAUCGUCUUCCCGCGGGUAAACUAAAAUGGGGAUUCCUACUGUUUACCCCAGACGAGUGGAAAUGGGUACCCAAUAUGCCCGCGAUCAAAGAACACAUGAAUGAGCUACGGUUCCAGCUCAAGUCGCGCACUGCCGUCAUGGCCCACGUACAGGCUUACAACGCGUACAUCCAAAACUUCCUCCCCAGCAGCUUUGGCCAAGUCGUCACCGGGCUGGGCGAUUCGCACGCCAUCACGGUCCUCCAGGCGCUGCAAUACGCGCAGCAGUGUCUCUACGGCGGCGGUGACGCCUCGAGCGUGGAAAACGCCGCAGAAUCAGCAAACGUGGCUCAGCACGUGCGAAAAAUGAUUCAGGCACGAUUCGGCUCGCUCCGCAAGUACGAUGUGCCCGAUUGCUUCCUGUACAUGGACGUCGACAGCGGAGGCUUGGGCCUGGCGAACCCAGUGCCCGAAUUUGCGCAGUUUGUCCACCUCGCCAAGGACAAGGAGUACGCAGACGACGGCGACAUGGCGCCAAUGGCAAAAGCAAUGUACAAUGUGAAGAAGGAGUUGUCGGAUUCGUACCGCGCCGAUGGCAAAGCGUUUGCGGAGAAAGUCCACGCCAAACGACAGAAGAAUAGACUGGGUCAGCGCCGAAGAGCCGCCCACCUGUCCGCGUCUGAAUCGAGCGUGGAUACUGACGUGGCUGUGGACGAGGCUCAGACCGCUAAAAGCACGGAGACGGCGCAGUUUAUGUCGUUUAGCGAGUAUGUCGCGACUAGUGAGGAGCACAGCCGCGCGGUGCGCGACUUGUACACGACAAUGUUUGACCCGCCUGCCUUGGAGGGAGAUCGCGCGCGGGCUGAUUCCGAGAGGUGGGCUUUGGCGGUUUUCCAUACGGAGCUGGAGGAGCUUUUUGGGGGGGGCAUUGCCGAGGACGAGUUCUUGUCGUUGGGGUUGUAUCGCACGUUGGCGGAGGAGAAGGUGAGAUGGGACACUGAGCAGCCGUCGCUUUGA
Messenger RNA from Metarhizium brunneum ARSEF 3297, 2916 nucleotides. RefSeq lists its product as uncharacterized. The record is from RefSeq and is a predicted model, not a curated record. NCBI's taxonomy places the organism in Eukaryota, Fungi, Ascomycota, Sordariomycetes, Hypocreales, Clavicipitaceae.